CGCUGUUUUUUUUUAGGAUGAGUCGUCAGUUGGUAGGAACUGGAAGACCGGCCUUAAAUUAAAAGAAUUGUUUGGGAUUAAUUGUUUAUGUGGCGUCGAGUUACGUUUUUGUAGCCUUUUUUAGUAAAGAAAUCUCGUCGAGCUUAUAACGUGCUGAUCAUGGCUGAAGACAGGGAAAUUUUACGUGAGAUCUGGGAAGGCAGAUUGCCAGUCUGUUUUACAUUAGCCACAGAGGAAGUGUCAACACCAAUUGCACCAGAUCCCUUCUAUCUUAUGGUUCCACGACUGACUUAUUUUCCUCUCGUCACAGAUAAAGUUCGCAGACAUUUUGUAAGAUGUGUUGUUCCCGAAAAGCAUGACAACGAAAUGUGGCUGGAAUUUGAAAGACACCCUCUUAAGUGGCAUUAUCCUAUUGGACUCCUCUAUGAUCUGUUUGUUUCAAAUUCGGAAUUACCGUGGCAGAUUACUGUCCACUUUGACAAAUAUCCUGAUAACAAGAUACUCAAAUGCCCCUCAAAAGAUGUUGUUGAAUCCCAUCUGAUGCAUAGCUUAAAGGAAGCUGAUGCUUUGAAGCAUAAGAAUCACAUAAUGGCUCUAAUGCAAGAACGUGACCACAAGCAGCUUUGGUUGGGACUUUUACAUGACAGAUUUGACCAAUUUUGGUCAGCCAAUCGAAAAUUAAUGGAACAUAGCGCCGAGGAUGGUUUCCGCUACAUUCCCUUUCGUUUAUAUGUCCCCCAAUUGACUUCUAAGCCUUUCGUCCAAUAUUUGAUUAAACCAGUUGAGAAUGAGAAAAAACUGGUUGUGGAAGACUUACUUCAGAGGGCAAAUCUCAAUUUUGAAUCCAAAGGAUCGUUUCAAGUAGUCAUUCAUGGAAUUGAUAUCCCUUUAGAAACCCCUCUUCAAUGGAUAAGCGAACAUUUAAGUUAUCCAGAUAACUUUCUACAUCUAUGCAUUCGAUACUCUCAGACAUAGACGUAUUGAGUCAUGGCGUAUGCAUUUUUGAUUUCUAUUUGUUUCCACUGUAUAAUAAUGUUUUUGACGAAUUUUUUCCUCUCGGGGUUUCUAUUUUUCGUACGGACAAGGUUAGGUGUCUUGUUAGUCAUAUGACUUUGUACGCCCUUUCUUUAUCGGCUCCCUAUUUUGAUAUACAUAGUGUACAUUUUUGGUCAUUAAUAAUGUUAAUAUUGAAGGUCUUUUUCACAGAUUUUCAUUCAACACUUUAAGCGCUUAAAUAUUCCGUCUCUUUAGCAUAGAAAAGUUUUUUUUGGCACAGUAAUUUUAUUAGGUAAAUUUGCCUCAUCCAUUCAAACUAAAUGUUAGAUUCGAUACAAUAACCUAUCUUAAUUGCUGAAUUAGAUUAAUGCAAAUAGGAAAGACGGACGAACUUUUGAUAUUUUUCUCGUGGUUUUCGGAAACAUUUAAAUUAUUGCAUUCAACAAGGUGAAUAGAUUACAGAUACAAAAUAAUCUCCUUUCUUUCCGACGUGCCGACUGAAUUGAUAGAAGCUACCCAGUUCAAACCAUUUAAUUAAUAGUGCAAUGUAAUCCACAGUUUUUAUAGAUACUCCUGUCACUGCCCAAAAACUUACCAUGAUUUUUACAUAAAAUUGGUAGAUACGAUUGCAAUGCUUUCAUAAUUGUAAGUCCCGAUUAAUACCGAGCUUAUACUACGCCAAUAAAAUACGAAUGCAUUAAGAAUAUGAAA
This is a messenger RNA of Daphnia pulicaria, 1707 nucleotides long. It is a transcript of the gene Atg5, whose product is annotated as autophagy protein 5-like. The record is from RefSeq and is a predicted model, not a curated record. The coding region runs from base 160 to 975 and encodes 271 amino acids. The transcript is spliced from 6 exons. Gene Ontology annotation, biological process: autophagy of mitochondrion; cellular response to nitrogen starvation; autophagosome assembly. Gene Ontology annotation, cellular component: phagophore assembly site membrane; Atg12-Atg5-Atg16 complex; cytoplasm. NCBI's taxonomy places the organism in Eukaryota, Metazoa, Arthropoda, Branchiopoda, Diplostraca, Daphniidae.